Messenger RNA from Geodia barretti, 1653 nucleotides. The record is from the annotation of a GenBank genome assembly. Lineage: Eukaryota; Metazoa; Porifera; Demospongiae; Tetractinellida; Geodiidae.
AUGAUUCCGGCAUCCACGCUGGAACGAAUGGGGAUAGCACCCGCUCGUUCGAGGCGGCUACGAAUUGCCAACGGCGAAAGAGUCGAAUACCAGACUGCCUUGGCCUACUUCGAGACUGGGGGGUUCGAAGGGGAGGCCAGAGUGGUCUUCGGUCCGGAAGGUUUAUACCUGUUGGGUGCAACAGCGCUGGAAGACAUGCUUCUGGUAGUGGACCCGAUUGGAAAGAGACUGGUACCGGAAGAAGCCUUGCUGAUGAAGUUUGUUGAUGGUCACCAUCGCCUUCGAGCAGCACAGGCUCUCCAACGGUAUGGACGUCAUCCUCACGAGGACCACACCAUCCCGUUGGUGGCGGUCAACGUCUGGUACCACGUCGGCUCCAAGAACGAGGAGAUGGGCCGCACCGGCUUCGCCCACCUUUUCGAGCACGUGAUUCCAAACUACCUCGAGCUGGCACUGUGGCUCGAGGCCGACCGCAGGGGUUUCCUGCUUGACGGCCUGGACCAGCAGAAGUUCGACCUACAGGACGAGGACCUGACGCGCAGCUUGGACGAUGUGAAGAAUUUCUUCCAGCGCUUUUACGGCCCCUCCAACGCCAGCCUCGCCAUCGCCGGGGACUUCCGCGCGGACGAAGCCCUCGAGCUGGUCAACGGCUACUUCGGCGACCUGCCCCCGGGAGAAAGCGUGCCCCGCAUCGAACGCCAGGACUCGCUCCUGUCCGGCCGCGUGGACAUAGAGAUGCGAGACAAGGUAACCCUGCCGCGCCUCUACAUCGCCUGGCCCGCUCCGCCCGAGGGACACCCGGACGACGCGCCGCUGGAGCUCUACCAGGCGGUAAUGUCCGACGGCCUCAGCUCGCGCCUGCACCGCUCGCUGGUGUACGAGAAGCAGAUCGCCCAGCACGCCUUCAUCCGCUACGUACCCUCCGAGAUCGCCGGGCAGCUCCUGGUGCAGGUGACCGCCGCCGAGGGACACAGCCUGGACGAGUUCGCCCGCAUCGGCGGCUUCGGCGGGCGGGCCGACCAGCUCAACCACUUCAACAUCAUCGAGUCCAACCGGUGGAUGUAUCAACACCAGCUCCGUCGGACGCUUGCCUACGCCGUUGCAGCGCGAGGAUAUCCUGCGGUCGCCCAGGCCUACGUGGGCGACAACCGAGUGCGCCUGCGGGUGCUGCCCGACACGCCGCUCUCGGCUGCAUCGACCACCAUCGACCGCAACAUCAUGCCUCCCCCGUCGAAGGAGCCGGCAUUCACUCCGCCUCUGCCCACCCGCGACCGCCUGCCCAAUGGCAUGGGUGUCACGGUAGUUGAGCAGCGGGGCAUGCCCAUCGUCGCCUUUGGCGUCCUACUUGGCACCGGUGCCUCCGCCGACCCGGCAGACCUCCCUGGCCUCGCCGGCCUGGUUGGAGACAUGCUCCCCGAGGGAGCUGCCGGGAAGCCCAGCCAGCAGAUUGCCAACGAAUUCGAGUUCAUAGGUGCCCGGCUGUCCGUCGACAGCCGCCGAGAAUACAGCUUGCUUUCCACCGAGACACUGGCGAAACACUGGGGCAGUGCCCUGGAAAUGAUGGGCGAGGUGAUGCUGUCCCCCGACUUCCCCCAGCAUGAGCUUGACCGGGUGCGCCGGGAGCAACCCUUCCACCUAUUCCUAUCCCCCUAA